This is a messenger RNA of Oppia nitens, 1329 nucleotides long. Its product is annotated as alpha-N-acetylgalactosaminidase-like. Gene Ontology annotation, biological process: glycosylceramide catabolic process; oligosaccharide metabolic process; glycoside catabolic process. Gene Ontology annotation, cellular component: cytoplasm. NCBI's taxonomy places the organism in Eukaryota, Metazoa, Arthropoda, Arachnida, Sarcoptiformes, Oppiidae. The transcript is spliced from 7 exons. Gene Ontology annotation, molecular function: alpha-galactosidase activity. The record is from RefSeq and is a predicted model, not a curated record. The coding region runs from base 37 to 1329 and encodes 430 amino acids.
UAAUCUUAAAUAAUAGACAUACAGUACAAACACGAAAUGUUAAUUAAACUUAUUUUUCAUAUUAUAUUUCUAUUAACUAUUUUAUUGCCAAACAUACCGUUUUUGUUGGCCAGAGAUGACGGACUAGCGCUGACACCGCCAAUGGGUUUCCUAUCGUGGGAACGGUUUGCCUGUCAAACCGAUUGCGACCGUUACCCGCACUCGUGUAUCAAUGAACAGCUGUAUAAGGAUAUGGCCGACCGUUUGGUAGCCGACGGCUACAGAGAGUUGGGCUACGAAUAUGUCAACGUUGAUGACUGUUGGAGCGAAAAACAACGGGACUCGAGUGGCCGGUUGGUGGCCGACAGGAAACGAUUCCCGAGUGGUAUCAAAGCGUUGGCCGAUUAUAUGCACGCCCGUAGACUCAAACUCGGUAUCUACGGUGAUGUGGGCAAUCUGACUUGCGGUGGCUACCCGGGUCAAAACAAUCAUACAGCCGGCGGACACGACUACUACGAUUUGGAUGCACAGACCGUUGCCGACUGGGGUGUCGACUCGUUCAAGUCGGACGGCUGUUACGAGGAGCCGCUUGACUUUGAUAGGCUGUACCCUAAAAUGGAUAAAGCGCUCAAUGCUACCGGCCGCAAUAUGGUAUUCAUAUGCGAGUGGCCUUUCUAUCAGUACGUCUACCGCAAUAUGACCCCCGACUACGAGGCCAUUGCUCACACGUGUCACGUGUAUCGCAGCUAUAAGGAUGUGGUCGAUUCGUGGGCCAGUAUUGAUGAAAUUAUUACAUAUUAUGGCACUUAUAACGAUCUGUUCAGAAAAUAUAAUGGUCCCGGUCACUUUUCAGAUCCAGAUGAGCUAACAAUAGGCAAUUGGGGCCUAUCCUGGGAACAGAGUCGCACCCAAAUGGCAAUGUGGUCCAUGUGGUCGUCACCGUUGUAUAUAUCAACAGAUUUGCGUAAAUUGAGGCCCGAGUUUAAAGCAAUACUACAGAACCGGGCGGUCAUUGCCGUCAAUCAGGACAGACACGGAAUUAUGGCUAAGCGUGUGUUUGCUGAUACUAAUCGCCAGGUUUGGGUUAAACAAGUGGAACCAGUAGUCAAUGGACAGUGGUCUUAUGCAGUGGCAUAUCUCAAUAGGGAACUACUUGGCGAUGCCAUAUAUAUGUCGCACAAGUUAUCGGAUCUGAUACCAGACACUAAACCGGGGGUCAAAUAUGAAAUACACGACCUGUUUCUCGAUGAGGGCAAAGAAAUAUUGGGAACCAUUACCAGAGAUGAUCAGUUGGAACUGCUAAUCAAUACGGCCGGUGCCGUACGUAUGGUUAAACUUUUAGUAAAAUAA